This is a messenger RNA of Aspergillus nidulans FGSC A4, 1751 nucleotides long. RefSeq names its product ribosome biosynthesis protein NOC4 (gene noc4). The transcript is spliced from 4 exons. Gene Ontology annotation, cellular component: nuclear membrane. Gene Ontology annotation, biological process: ribosome biogenesis. The record is from RefSeq and is a predicted model, not a curated record. NCBI's taxonomy places the organism in Eukaryota, Fungi, Ascomycota, Eurotiomycetes, Eurotiales, Aspergillaceae. The coding region runs from base 30 to 1751 and encodes 573 amino acids.
GGAAACGGCAAUUCGCGCUAUCAGCCAGGAUGCCUGCAAUUAUCGAUAACUCAAUUGCCUCCAAGAAGCGAAAGGGCUCCAAAGAAAGCGGUGUUCCGUCCUCCAAACGUCGAGCCGUUGCGGAAAAUGCGAGCGCAGAGUCAAUGGCCAAGAUCCAGCAACUGGAAGACCAGAUAUCUGAGUCCAGAAAAAAUUACAACAAUAUUGCAACGCUUCUAUCUAUGCUCAGCGAAGAUGGAACAAGUGUGAAACCGAACCUAGCAGUCGCUGUGUCGCUGUGUCGAGUUUUCAGCAGAUUAAUCGCCGGUGGAAAUUUGACAGUAGGGGAGCGCGCCCCAGAGAAUGAGAAAAUCGUCGUGGCCUGGCUGAAAGAGCGCUGCCGGGAAUACCAGCGGUUGCUGGAGUCAUUCAUGCGUGAAAGUGAUGCCUCGUCUCAGAUAACUGCCCUAACCUUAGCCAUGCGCCUCCUCAACGAACGUGCUACGCAUAUACCAGGUGACGAUACUCAAGCGUGGACAUCAGGACUCUUCCGCAACAUCUUUGAAGCCGUAGUAGAGGCGAAAGAUGGGCAGGCUUUGCGGUCUGAGUUUCUCGAGAAGUUCUUGAAACCAUACGAGGACGUGACAUACUAUACAUUCAUGCAAGUUGGUGAAUACGCGUCAACUCCUCGCAGCACCGAGAUUCUGGAAACCCUCGUUACAAUUCUCUCAACCUGCGACACCGUCCCGGGCCCCGAGCACAAAUUCUCAAACUUCUACAGCAAAGUGAGCAAUAAAAACAAGAAGCUCGUCUCCGUAAAUUCAUACAAAAAGCGUGCACAAGAUGCCUGGCUCUCCAUCCUCCGCAACGAUCUCUCCCAACCGCUCCGCAAAACCCUUCUUCGCAUCAUGGUUCACCACAUCGAGCCCUGGUUCAACCGCCCAGAAUACCUGAUGGACUUCCUCACAGACUCUUAUAACGUCGGCGGCGCUACCUCACUGCUCGCCCUAUCCGGCCUCUUCUACCUCAUCCAGGAGAAAAACCUUGACUACCCGCAAUUCUACCCAAAGCUCUACUCCCUCCUCGACGCCGACCUCCUCCAUUCCAAACACCGUUCUCGCUUCUUCCGCCUCCUAAAUACCUUCCUUGCGUCUACCCAUCUUCCUGCAACGCUUGUCGCCAGUUUCAUCAAGCGGCUUUCCAGACUAGCGCUCAAUGCACCACCAGCGGCCGUCGUUGCCAUUGUCCCUUUUAUCUAUAACCUCUUUAAAAAUCACCCCACUUGUACAUUCAUGCUUCACCGCGUUAUUCGAGACAAAGAGUUCCAGGCCGAGCUGGAAGCAGAAGGCAUGGAUGACCCUUUUGACCCCGAGGAGUCUGACCCAGAUCAGACCGGCGCGAUCGAAAGUAGCUUGUGGGAGAUUGAGAGCUUGCAAUCUCAUUAUCAUCCGAACGUAGCUUCUAUCGCGCGGAUCAUAUCUGAGCAGUUCACGAAGCAUAGUUACAAUCUGGAGGAUUUCUUAGAUUAUACCUAUCAAGGUAUGUUGCAGGCGGAAUUGGGUACGGGGGAGAAGCCGCUGAAGAAGAUUCCUGUUGUGGAGUAUCAAAUACCAAAGCGGAUAUUUACUGAUCAUCACAAACACAAUGCCACCUUGAUGCUUCAGUACCACGCUACACACUCUCUCAUGCGGAAGCAGGCCGGAGUGACCGACUGUGAUCCUCCCUGUUUCCAUCAAUCGUCCGAAAUCCGUAAAUUCUUGGACAUUGAGUAG